AUGGACUCUCUCGUGGCGCUGCCGGGGUUGUUUGGCUCUCCGGGGCGCCGUUUUGCUGUUGCGGCUCUUCUCCUCUUGCUUGUGUUUUUGAUUGUUCCUUAUUAUAGAGAGCAGGCUAUCGCUGUUGUGCCAUUACGCGCCAAAUUGACAGAACCUAUCGAGGUUCCCGUUGAUCCUUUUCCGAGUGAUUAUGCGGGCCAACAGCCUAUAGACUCACCGCAAGUCAUCAAUGACCCCUAUCCAGACUAUAAUAGUUUGCAAUGGAUCUCCGCGACGAAAGGAUCGUAUCAGCCAUGCAUUGGGCCCCAUGGACGACUUCUCAGUCGUCAAGAGGAAGACACGAUGAUGAGCGGCUACCAUUGGAACAUCUCAGAUUUCCCCACGCCCAUUUUUGGGUCAUACGAGUCAUGGAAUCUAAAUCGCAGUCUUUGCGCCGAUCGCCACUCUCGAUAUAGUGCUUACGGAUAUACCGAGGGAAACGAGACAUCUCGAAUGCACGAUUGGCAUAGUGAAUCAUUUAGAUCUGGCGAGGCAGCCGAAAUCGACUGGGAGCAUGUGGAUUGGGCCCAGUUACAACAGGAAUGCCUGCAGCGCAAUGCCCUUCGAUAUAUUACGACCGAGCCAAAUGUGAAGAGUAUCUGGGGUCUUUACAAGUCGCUCGACCCGGAGAUGCAUAAGACGCCGCCUCCGGAAUCAUCUCUUAAGCAUUUGGAGGAAACAAGAAAAGCAGCCCAGCCUAAGCCGAAGCCUCGGACGGGUGUUAUUUUGCGCUCGUGGAUUGGUAUGGAGUAUACCGAGAACGAUUUGUACAACAUUCGGUCUAUGAUCAUGGAGCUGUCUCUCUACUCGGGCGGAGAGUACGAGGUUAUUCUCCUAGUCGACUGCCAGGACAAGCAAUUGCCCAAAGAGAAGGAUGAGGCUGCCUGGACCGCAUUCAAAGAGAAGCAUUUGCCCCAAGAACUGCGAGGAUUGGCUGUCUUUUUCAAUGACAAAAUGCUCAAGGACUGGUACCCUGAGAUUGAUGUCCAUGUAGCGAUAUUGCAAUAUUUCCAGCCCACACAGAUCUUCUCACGGCUGCACCCUCAGUACGAAUACAUCUGGCAGUUUGAGAUGGAUGCACGGUAUACCGGGCAUAUGUACGACCUCUUACACCAAGCAACAGAGUUCGCGAAACAGCAGCCCCGGAAAUAUCUAUGGGAACGUAACUCCUAUUUCUACAUUCCCGCCGUCCAUGGCACCUGGGAGGAAUUCACCAAAAAGAUAGACCAGGAAAUGCCUGGACAUGACAGUAUCUGGGGCCCUCACCCUGCGGAGGGAAUCGAGAUCGAAGGACAAUCUAAUUUGCCACCCGUUCCACAUCCAGAAGAAGAGACCGGAAUAUGGGGUGUAGGGGAAGAAGCCGAGCUCAUUACCUGGCUACCCCAUUUCGAUCCGACUGGUACGGACUGGCCCUUCCGAGACCGGGUCUUCAAUUUUCCCCAAGAACAAGAGACGCCCCGACGAGCUGCGGUCGUAGCUAUGUCUCGCGUCUCGGCGCGGCUACUUCGCCUUUUGCACCAUGAUAAAGUGAAAAUGGGAAUUGGGCUCGCUUCGGAGAUGUCGCCUAUAUCUUGGGCUUUGUACUAUGGUCUGAAGGCUGUUCAGAUUCCUCACCCGAUAUACCAUGAGUCCAAGUGGGAUCCACAGAUAUUGGAUCGCCGGGCCAAUCCGGGUGAGCCUGGAAAGGUCAAUGCUGGAAUCGACAGUAUCUGGAGUUGGGACAAGCAUAAUGAUAUCAUUUACAACACGACUUUCAUGUUCAACUCGAAGUUUUCAGAGAAGUUGUAUAGAGCCUGGAUGGGCUUUGAUGGCGCCGAAGAGCUUGCCUGCGACAAAGCAUUGUUCUCGGACUGCUCCCUGAGCAAUAAGACAUGCUUCUGUGAGAGCAACACACGCCCGACCGCUCUGCUCGACUGUGCCGCCAGCAACUGCACGACAAAGGAGUACUUUACCACGAGACGACUCUAUGAGCAGAAAUGUGACAUCACACCCCUCAAAGGCCCUUCUGUGGUCGAGGGCGCAACUUUAGUCCCUCUCAUUCUCGCCACGUUUUUCUUCGUGGCGCGAAUUGUGGCCAAGAGCAGCGGUCUGGCUGGUGGAUGGGGAUGGGAUGAUUAUACGAUCAUUAUUUCAUUCGUUCUCGGCAUUGCCAUCUACGCCUUGAAUAGUUACAUGAUCCGCUACGGCUUCGGUCGGAAUAUCUGGGAUGUCCCAUUCGACGACAUCACCGAGUUCUACAAGUUUUUCCAAGGUCUCGCCGUGAUGUACAAGCUUCAGAUAUCUCUGGCCAAGAUCUCAGUCUGCCUUUUCCUGCUGCGGAUUUUCCAAUCCCGCACGUUCCGCUAUAUGGCAUAUGCACUCAUCGGCAUCAACGCUGCCACUGGCAUCACUUGGGCCUGUGUGGAUUCUUUCCGUUGCUUGCCGACCCACUUGACAUGGACUGGCUGGAUGAAUGAGGAAGAAGGACAUUGCAUUGACUUUAUCUCUUCGAUUCUUGUCAACUGUCUGGUCAACAUCUUUGUCGACUCAGUCAUGAUUGUCAUGCCGGUAUAUGAGGUCGUUCAGUUGCAGUUGCCUCUGAAGAAGAAGCUUACUGUGGCACUGAUGUUUGUUGUGGGCUCACUCCUUACUAUCAUUGCCAUUAUCCGAGUCGUCGUCUUCUGGAACCACCGCUGGGGUGCCAACCAGACCCUCGGUCUAUACCCUCUCAUCCACUGGUCUGUCAUUGAGACUCAGAUUGCCGUCAUGUGUGCCUGUCUCCCUGCAUUCAGAGCCCUGAUCGGUCGCUGGUUCCCUGGCCUUCUGGGAGGCUCUCGGGGCCGAACAUAUCCAUCGAAUGCGGCGGAAUAUGUUAGGCAAACCGAGGGUAACAGCAAUAUCAACAAAUCUGUCAGCUACUCGGUGAAUUACGCGUCGCGCUCAGAGAAUAGUGUGGUAGAGUUGGUGGACGUGGAUAGGAAAUACGGUGGUCAUUCCUAG
Molecule: messenger RNA, 3018 nt
Organism: Penicillium arizonense
Lineage: Eukaryota; Fungi; Ascomycota; Eurotiomycetes; Eurotiales; Aspergillaceae
Exons: 10
Coding region: 1-3018 (1005 amino acids)
Source: RefSeq, a predicted model, not a curated record